AUGGUUAUAUUCGAAAAAUCUAAACAAAAUGAAGCUCCUUCUGGUGAUGUGGCAAAUGAUCACAAGAAUACCAACACACAUAUUGAAUCAUGUGAGGAAACGAUUAUAAACUUAUCAGUAUCAAACGACUCUAAUCACGAAAACUUUCAAAUAGCUGGUUCAAAUUCUCAGACUGAUCAUCGUUCGAACUAUUUCCGCAAUGAACAAUCUCCAUCUUCUGAUUCAUCAAAACUUACUAAUAUCAAUGUCAGAUUAAGUAUUCUUACCAGUUCAAGUUCCCCGAAACCAUUUAAAUACACAUUGAAGCUUAUUCCUAUACCGCAAGCAUUGAAUUCAACUUAUAUAGAAGGAGUAUAUGAAGUUAUUGAUAAUGGUAAUAAAUCAUCCAAUCAAAUGUCAAAUGUGAAACAAAUGUCAUCAGACAAAAGCUCAAAUGAAGUGGAUGAAACCUACUUACAUCUUGCAAAAGAAACUUGUGAUCAGCUAGACAAGCUAAAACCAAAUCGAAUUUUGAACACUGAAUCCCACUCUCUGCCAUCAAAUUCUCUGAGAACUCAAACAAAGGUGGAUGAAACCUACUUACAUCUUGCAAAAGAAACUUGUGAUCAGCUAGACAAGCUAAAACCAAAUCGAAUUUUGAACACUGAAUCCCAUUCUCUGUCAUCAAAUUCUCUGAGAACUCAAACAAAGAAUAGUUCAAAUGAAUAG
Messenger RNA from Schistosoma guineensis, 708 nucleotides. Lineage: Eukaryota; Metazoa; Platyhelminthes; Trematoda; Strigeidida; Schistosomatidae. The record is from the annotation of a GenBank genome assembly.